AUGUUCACCGACUUCUACUUCUUCCCAUUUCAUGCAUUUAGAAACCAGUCAUCUGAUUUAGUAGCCACAGUUUCAACAAGAAGCUGCUCAAUACUCGAACUUUUGAGAAAUAAAAAACUAGCAAAGAGGUUGUGGCUUCAACACACCCGAAUUGCAGAGGCGGUCGUUCUCAAGAUCUUCAUCAGUAGCUUGCAGUCAAUGGAGUUUGAGUCUAUGCUUGUAUCUGAACAUUUCCAAUCUUGGAAGAAGCCAAAGGAACAGAAGGCAAUAAUAAUUAUCGUCCUCAUGGCUCCAUUAUAUGCCAUUGACUCCUAUGUUGGUCUGCUAGACAUUCGUGGAAGCUCAACAUUUUUCACAUUCUUGGAUUCCGUCAAAGAAUGCUAUGAGGCUCUGGUGAUGGCUAAGUUUUUGGCUUUGAUGUAUACUUAUUUGAACAUAUCUAUCAGCAAAAACAUAGUGCCUGAUGAAAUUAAAGGAAGAGAGAUUCACCAUUCGUUCCCAAUGACUCUUUUCCAGCCUCACACUGUCCAUCUGGACCAUAAAAAUUUAAAGCUUCUCAAGCAAUGGACAUGGCAGUUUGUGGUAAUUCGCCCGGUUUGCUCUGUCUUGAUGAUAGCUCUUCAGCUUCUUGGAAUAUAUCCCAGUUGGCUCAGCUGGACAUUCACAAUGAUCUUGAACGUUUCAGUUUCUUUGGCAUUGUAUUCCCUUGUGGUUUUCUACCAUGUUUUUGCGAAAGAGUUAGCACCACAUAAACCACUUGCCAAGUUUUUGUGCGUCAAAGGCAUUGUCUUCUUCUGUUUUUGGCAGGGAAUUCUGCUUGACAUUCUUGUAGCAAUGGGAAUAGUAAAGUCGAAUCAUUUCUGGCUUGACGUCGAGCAUGUCCAGGAAGCUCUUCAGAACAUGUUAGUGAUCGUGGAGAUGGUUUUCUUCUCACUCUUGAUGCAAUAUGCAUACGCUGCUGCACCUUACCGCAAUGCUUCAGUUUCAGACACCAGUGACAAAAAGAAAGAGUGA
Molecule: messenger RNA, 1014 nt
Organism: Fraxinus pennsylvanica
Lineage: Eukaryota; Viridiplantae; Streptophyta; Magnoliopsida; Lamiales; Oleaceae
Source: the annotation of a GenBank genome assembly